Messenger RNA from Punica granatum (pomegranate), 2284 nucleotides. NCBI's taxonomy places the organism in Eukaryota, Viridiplantae, Streptophyta, Magnoliopsida, Myrtales, Lythraceae. The record is from RefSeq and is a predicted model, not a curated record.
AGCUUCAAACUCAAAGCGGCCACAAUUAAAUAAUAUUAAUUAAUUAAUUAUCCUCGCCGAUGAGCUCAACCCAUCACCAGAAGGCUGAACCCCACCUAAAAUCCCUGGUCUGAGUUUCAUUUCCUGGUAAUUGUCGGUUUCUUUUCCCUUCUCUUCUCGUCUUACUAGUCAUUGAAUGGAAUCUUCCCAUGAGAUGAGAGCGUCCCCAUUUCUUCAAUCCUCCUAAUCCAUCUUAAAUGAAGGGUCGUCUUUCGGAUGCUCGAGUUUGUCGCGAAAUGAAGAUAAAGUUGAAGCCUUUGCUGAGUUCUUGAGCUGGGAGUCGGAGUUGGAGUCAACCGGGGGCAUUUCCAAGAAUCAAGCAUUUCUCUCGGUUGACGUGUGUGAGCUUUACUUCUUUUUCGGCAUAAAUCCUUUACUUGAAGUCUUCAGCUGAAGGAAUUUCGAGUUUGACAGGGUCAUCAACGCCCAUUCUCUUCUCGUUGAACCCAGGAAGCUAUACAAUCGGAAUUAUGGCCUCCGCCCAUGGUUUUGCUUCAUUAACUGAGCUAGGGAUUCCAAGGUAUUCGUCUCUGUCAAUUCAUCAGCAUCGGUGUAGGAUCUUGAUGCCUCGGGGUUGCCCUACAGGAUACUGCUUUAGGAUGAUAGCGUCAAGAAUUUGCAGCCAGCAAAAACCUUGCUUUAUUGCUGCAGGGCCUACGGUUGGCAAGCUCCGAGAGUUCAGGCUCUACAUGUCUGUUGAAUUAGAGCAAUUCGUGACGAGUGAUGAUGAGGAUGAAAUGAGUGAAGGGUUCUUCGAAGCAAUAGAGGAAUUGGAGCGGAUGAAUCGGGAUCCUUCCGACAUCCUUGAGGAGAUGAACGACCGCCUCUCAGCUCGGGAACUUCAAUUGGUUUUGGUCUACUUCUCGCAGGAGGGCAGGGACUCGUGGUGUGCCCUCGAGGUGUUCGAGUGGUUGAAGAAGGAGAACCGGGUCGAUAAGGAGACUAUGGAGCUUAUGGUUGCAAUAAUGUGUGGGUGGAUAAAAAAGUUGAUCGAUAGAGAACAUAAGGUUGGGGAUGUAGUUGACCUUUUAGUUGACAUGGACUGUAUUGGACUCAAGCCUAGCUUCAGUAUGAUCGAGAAGGUGAUUUCUUUUUAUUGGGAGGCAGGUGAGAAGGAAAGUGCAGUUUCGUUUGUGAAGGAAGUCUUAAAACGGGGUGUCACUUAUAAUGAUGACAAUGAUGAUGACGGACACAAAGGAGGUCCGACAGGCUAUCUUGCCUGGAAGAUGAUGGUUGAGGGCAAUUACAAGGAUGCAGUAGGCUUGAUCAUUUCUUUCAGGGAUUCUGGGCUGAAGCCUGAGAUGUAUAGCUACCUAAUUGCGAUGACUGCUGUGGUCAAAGAGCUAAAUGAAUUUGCUAAAGCUAUACGGAAGCUCAAAGGGUACUCAAGAACUGGCGUGAUUUCCAAUCUUGAUCAGGAAAACAUAGAGCUGAUAGAGAAAUACCAAUUGGAUCUUAUAGCUGAUGGUGUCCGAAUCUCCAAUUGGGUCAUACAAGAGGGAAGCCCUUCUCUUUACGGAAUCGUUCAUGAGAGACUUCUCGCUAUGUACAUCUGUGCAGGUCGUGGACCUGAGGCUGAGAGACAGCUGUGGGAGAUGAAGCUCGUGGGGAAAGAGGCUGAUGACGACCUUCACAAUAUAGUAUUAGCAAUCUGCGCUUCUCGGAAAGAAGUAAACGCUAUUCAGAGGUUGUUGACUCGCAUGGAAGUUACGAACUCCCUUAGGAAGAAGACCUUGAUGUGGCUCCUGAGAGGUUACAUUAAAGGUGGACACUUUGAUGAGGCCUCAGAAACAUUGAUCAAGAUGCUUGAUAUGGGCCUUUCCCCAGAAUAUUUGGACCGGGUUGCAGUUCUUCAAGGGCUGAGAAGUAGGAUUCAGAGAUCGGGAGAUGUGGAUAAUUAUCUCAAGCUCUGCAGGCGACUCUCUGAUGCGAAUCUUAUCGGUCCUUGUCUUGUAUAUCUGUAUAUAAAGAAGUAUAGGCUUUGGAUCACGAGGAUGCUGUGAAAGAAUUGGUAGAGUUUUGAGACAUUAUACGUGUUACCAGAGAAUAUGUAUUCCUCGUGAAUUUUUUGUAUAAAUCUGAAAUGUGUGUGUAUAUACAAAUAAGAAUCCUCUGUUUGUCUGGCGGCAUGGGGUAUGUAUCAAUGUGAAGAAAUUCUCAGCACGUGCAUUGAUGUAAAAGUGCUCGUUGUGGUCAUAAGCAUUGUUGGUUUUGUCUUAUCAAAGGGUAGAAUGUAUCUUUGUGA